This is a messenger RNA of Trypanosoma cruzi, 1514 nucleotides long. RefSeq lists its product as uncharacterized. The transcript has a single exon. The record is from RefSeq and is a predicted model, not a curated record. The annotation marks the transcript as partial. NCBI's taxonomy places the organism in Eukaryota, Euglenozoa, Kinetoplastea, Trypanosomatida, Trypanosomatidae.
GGCGUUGGUACUACGCCACGGUGCGGUCGCACCACGAGACGAAUGAACGGUUGUUGAAGCAGCAGCGUGAAUUGAUGGAACUGGUUUUUCUUUCCCAGGGAGGGGAGAAUGCCGUGCGCCAUGUGCUGACGAUGAACGAAGAAAUGAGGAGCUCAGCGCUUCUAAACUGUUGGAUGAUGCAGGAGAAAAUGCGGGAAUUUGAGAAGCGGACACAAGAACUGCAGAACGAGCGUUCACACGUAGAGGCCGAGAUACAAAAACAGGAGCAGAAUCUGCAGGUGAUGCGAGGCCUUCUUCAGAAAACUUUGGAGGCAGUGCAGCGGGCCCGCGACGGUGGUGCGAAACAUCAUGUGCCAGAGAGCACAAACGUUGCAACCUUUGUUUCCGAAAGAACGUCCGCAGGACCCACCGUAUCAACUGCGACCAUGACAGCGCCUCCAACCACGAGUGUGCCUGCGCCUCCAACUGCGAGUGUGCCUGCGCCUCCAACUGCGAGUGUGCCCGCGCCCCCAACCACGAGUGUGCCUGCGCCUCCAACUGCGAGUGUGCCCGCGCCUCCAACUGCGAGUGUGCCCGCGCCUCCAACUGCGAGUGUGCCCGCGCCCCCAACCACGAGUGUGCCUGCGCCUCCAACUGCGAGUGUGCCUGCGCCUCCAACUGCGAGUGUGCCUGCGCCUCCAACCACGAGUGUGCCUGCGCCUCCAACCACGAGUGUGCCCGCGCCCCCAACUGCGAGUGUGCCCGCGCCCCCAACCACGAGUGUGCCCGCGCCUCCAACCACGAGUGUGCCUGCGCCUCCAACUGCGAGUGUGCCUGCGCCUCCAACCACGAGUGUGCCUGCGCCUCCAACUGCGAGUGUGCCUGCGCCCCCAACUACGAGUGUGCCCGCGCCCCCAACCACGAGUGUGCCUGCGCCUCCAACUACGAGUGUGCCUGCGCCUCCAACCACGAGUGUGCCUGCGCCUCCAACUGCGAGUGUGCCUGCGCCUCCAACUGCGAGUGUGCCUGCGCCUCCAACUACGAGUGUGCCUGCGCCUCCAACCACGAGUGUGCCUGCGCCUCCAACUGCGAGUGUGCCUGCGCCUCCAACUGCGAGUGUGCCUGCGCCUCCAACUACGAGUUUGCCUGCGCCUCCAACUGCGAGUGUGCCUGCGCCUCCAACUGCGAGUGUGCCUGCGCCUCCAACUACGAGUGUGCCUGCGCCUCCAACCACGAGUGUGCCUGCGCCCCCAACUGCGAGUGUGCCUGCGCCUCCAACUACGAGUUUGCCUGCGCCUCCAACUACGAGUGUGCCUGCGCCUCCAACUACGAGUUUGCCUGCGCCUCCAACUGCGAGUGUGCCUGCGCCUCCAACUGCGAGUGUGCCUGCGCCUCCAACUGCGAGUGUGCCUGCGCCUCCAACUGCGAGUGUGCCUGCGCCUCCAACUGCGAGUGUGCCUGCGCCUCCAACCACGAGUGUGCCUGCGCCCCCAACUGGGCCGAGGUCUGGUGGUGCGAAGGCAUCUUUUUCUUGA